AAUAUAAAGCAGUCAGGUCUAUUAGGCUUUAGGAAACAGAUUAAUUUAUUAUUGUAUUUAAUUUUAAUACUUAUUUCCUGUGCAUGGACCGGAUUUUUUAAGACUCCAUUCUGUGAUCGCUCGUGGGGCGAUUCGUUGUGCGCAGUUUUGCACGUGGAGCCCUCGAGCAGCCAAGACAUGGUUCCAGACGCUACCACAGCAGAUGGACAUCCAGAAAAAGAUGAGUGCUUUGAAGAUAAUGAAAUCAAAUCGAAUUCCUUGCCGAAACUGGAAGUACUAUACUUCAACGUUAUGACAUUCACGUUCUUACAUCUAUCUGCGCUUUAUGGGCUGUAUUUGGGAUUUACAUCAGUUAAAUGGGCAACUAUAGGACUUGGAAUUAUAUUUUAUUUUUUUGCUGAGAUUGGAGUCACUGCUGGUGCCCAUAGACUAUGGAGCCACAGAAGCUACAAAGCGAAACUCCCCCUGGAAAUACUUCUCAUGGUGUUUAACAGCAUGGCAUUUCAAAAUACUGCGCUCUCGUGGGCCAGAGACCAUCGUGUGCACCAUAAAUGUCCUGACACCAAUGGUGAUCCUCACAAUGCGAAUCGAGGAUUCUUCUAUUCGCACGUAGGAUGGCUAAUGACCAAGAAAUCUGAUGAAGUCAUCAAACAGGGAAAAUUGUGUGAUGUGGCUGAUUUAUACAGUAACCCUGUGUUACGUUUCCAGAAAAAAUACGCAGUGCCGUUUAUUGGAACGCUUUGUUUCGUUCUACCGACUCUUAUCCCGAUGUACCUCUGGGGCGAAACUUUAAACAAUGCCUGGCAUUUUAACAUGUUUCGUUACGUCGUUAACCUAAACGCAACGUUCUGCGUCAACAGCGUCGUCCAUAAGUGGGGCUAUAAGCCGUACGACAAAAAUAUUUGUCCGACACAAAACGUUCUUCUGAAUCUUGCUGUGCUUGGCGAAGCGUUCCACAACUACCACCAUGUGUUCCCAUGGGACUACAGGGCGGCGGAAUUUGGCAACCAAAAAAUGAACCCCACGACUCUGUUCAUAGACUUCUUCGCUUGGACUGGAUGGGCUUAUGAUCUCAAGACAGCGUCUAAAGAAAUGAUCAAGAGUAGGUCGGAGAGAACUGGCGACGGCACGGACUUAUGGGGUCACAGUGCCGAUAAACUAAAAUAAAAGCAAUUUUAUUAUUUAGGUGCAACUAAAUAGAUAAAAUUCAAUCAGUGAGAUUUUUCUAGACUUUUUCGAUUGCCUUUUUUGU
Ostrinia furnacalis (Asian corn borer) is the source of this 1252-nucleotide messenger RNA. It is a transcript of the gene Desat1, whose product is annotated as acyl-CoA delta-11 desaturase/conjugase. Gene Ontology annotation, cellular component: endoplasmic reticulum membrane. The record is from RefSeq and is a predicted model, not a curated record. Gene Ontology annotation, biological process: unsaturated fatty acid biosynthetic process. The coding region runs from base 178 to 1167 and encodes 329 amino acids. The transcript is spliced from 4 exons. Lineage: Eukaryota; Metazoa; Arthropoda; Insecta; Lepidoptera; Crambidae. Gene Ontology annotation, molecular function: iron ion binding; stearoyl-CoA 9-desaturase activity.